Molecule: messenger RNA, 1416 nt
Organism: Seriola dumerili (greater amberjack)
Lineage: Eukaryota; Metazoa; Chordata; Actinopteri; Carangiformes; Carangidae
Exons: 10
Coding region: 245-1342 (365 amino acids)
Source: RefSeq, a predicted model, not a curated record
UCGUAUUGUGUGAGUGUGCCUCGUUGCUUUGGGCGUCUGCCUCUAUAUGAAUUAUGAGCAUAUUCUCAGGGCUUCUUAAACUCUACCAAAGGCUACUCUGAUGGGCAGUGAUGGAGUAUGAAUGAGCGUGUUUGUUUAAGAGGAGGACGGAGACUCCACAAGCCACAAGUCAUGCCUGUGAUCUUAUGAAGAUGUGUGUGUCAGUGUACGCGUGUGUGUGUGUGUGUGAUCUUAUGUUGCAACCAUGUCAAGAGCAGCACUGACUAAACUGUUCAUCCUCGUGAUCCUCACCUUCAUCAUCUGCCUCCCAGAAUUCUUCACAUUAUACAGAGUAUCAAAAGUUAACUUCUUCUGUCUGCCCUACCGACCCUGUGAGCGAGGCAAUCAGGUGAGGAAGGGGGCGAAUGGCAAGAUCGGGGAUGCUGAAAUUAAGAGAACGGAUAUGUGUGACCCUUCUCAGGCUGAGGAGCGAGGAAAGUGGGAGCAGGCCUGCACACAAGGGAAUCAAAGCAACAUGACAGAUCCUGUAUCGGACUCCGAAAGUGGGCAUGACGAUUCAGAAAAGAGCUGGUUCAUGUGUCAAACAGAUAUGGACAUGGCAGAAUUGCACAACAUCAACUCAUCAUCAGCCACACCUGAAAAGGUACAUCUGGAAGUGACAGUAGAGCUUCAACUCAGUGAUGCAGAGACCCUGAAUCUCACCUUGUAUGGCCACAGUAAUGACAGCUCCUUAGACCUCCACACACCUGAGGAGCAAGAGGAAGAGGAGGAUAAGAGGAAGGGUGAUGAAGGACAGAAGGCAUUUUACUGCUGUCUCCCUGUCCUGCCCACCUCAGAGGCAGCCAAUCAAAGCCGCUGUCUCCUUUGGCUCGCCAAUCAAACAGUUUCGACUGCAACAGCAAAGGAAAAGCUGCCAUGGAAACGGACACAGAGAGAUGAGUGGUGGUGCAUAUUCAGGGUGCUCUGGUUGGUUCUGCUGUGUGUGGUGCUCCUGACUAUAGUUACAACUGUGCUCGGGCAGAUCUACUUGGACAAACGCUCAUGCAAAAAGCCCACGAAGAGCCCUGUUUGCAACCUUACUGGUCAGCAGUUCAAGGAUGGAAAGAAGCACACAGAAAUCAUCACUCCCAAGGGGGAAGACCUUCACUUCUAUCGGUCCCGGCUUUGGUCAGAACUGUCACCCAUUGAAGAAGCGGACUCUCAGGAGGACUUAGAAACCCUGCUGGAUGGAAAUAUCGACCACUGCUACACUGCAAAUCUGCAUCAUCGUGGCCAUCCAUCCACCUCGUCCCUCACAGAGGAGCAGCCAGUGGAGCGGAGCACAGAAAUGGACCUAAAGUGAAAAAUAAAAAUGACUGCAUCACUUACUGGCCACCUUUAUGUUGAAAAUAAAAACAUCUGAGACACAUGAAAGAU